AUGGGUAAUCGGGGCGCCUCUGCUGCCAUUCCAAAAUUUGUGCAUUAGGGUACAGCUAGUGGCGGGCUCAAACGUCUCGUUUUUUUCCAGAUAUGCGGUAUCAUUUUUCUCGAAACACCGAAGUGACGAAAGUUUUAUUAGUUUCCGUUCUUUUUUUUUUGGCAUUGAGCGCGCAUGCGCGGGGAUUCAACAACGUGCAGUCGACAAUACACGCCAGUUACAGGACAUCGAGACAUCAGCCAUGGCUGAAGAAAGCAGCAACGAAUGCAUGCCUCUUGACUUAAGCAUGAAGGCCAAAGCAACACCAAGUACUGCCCAUGACGGUACCCAGGGCGCUUCAUCUACAUUGGGCGCCUACAGAACGAUUUCUGACGAUGCCUUGCGCUAUCCGAGGAACACGCAGCACACGCCCACGACCAAAGAGAUUUGCAACGUCGACGGUGUCACUGACAAUGGCGGCACACGUUACCAGCAACUGGACUCCAUCAGGAGCAUCAAUAACGUGAGGCCCAGCACAGGUCACGCUGGCAUGGAGGAAGAAUCAGCCAAGUCUGAAGACGGCGCCACGAAUGCCGCUGAAACCGGAGGAAGAGGACAGCAAGGGUCCUGCGGUGCCAGUAGAAAGGUUUCCAGCAGACGGGAUGCCUCACACGGGCAACCCAACGAACGUACGGGAGGCACAGCGCCCAUGUUCAGAGCAGGCGAUCGAUCACCUGUCAACAAGUCGAAAUAUGUCAUAAAUCGUUCGCGCGCGGGUACAGUGUCCAUAGGCAUCAACUAAUUCACACAGGAUUGAAACCCCAUAUCUGCCAAAAUUGUACUAAACCAUUCAGAAGCAAAGCGGACCUUAAAGUUCAUCUUAUGUCGCACAGCAAUGACAUACCUUUUAUUUGCGACAUAUGUAAUCAGUCAUUUAAGUAUAACUCAUCUUUGAGCAGACACCGCAAAAUAAUUCAC
Dermacentor albipictus is the source of this 957-nucleotide messenger RNA. The record is from RefSeq and is a predicted model, not a curated record. Lineage: Eukaryota; Metazoa; Arthropoda; Arachnida; Ixodida; Ixodidae.